Syzygium oleosum is the source of this 588-nucleotide messenger RNA. RefSeq lists its product as uncharacterized. The transcript has a single exon. NCBI's taxonomy places the organism in Eukaryota, Viridiplantae, Streptophyta, Magnoliopsida, Myrtales, Myrtaceae. Bases 1 to 588 code for a protein of 195 amino acids. The record is from RefSeq and is a predicted model, not a curated record.
AUGAAAACCCAACUCAACGCCUAUAGUGUGUGGGAGAUUGUCAACACCGGCUAUGAUGAGCCAGAGGACAACGCCACAUUGAAUCAAAACCAGAGGAAUGCCUUGGAGAAAGUUCAAGCAAAAGAUCAAUAUAUCCUGUCAAUCAUCUAUCAAGCUUUAGAUGAUUCGAUACUCGAGAAGGUGUCAAAUCCUUUUACUUCUAAGGAAGCAUGGGAGAUUCUUUACAACACGCACCAAGGAGUGCAAAAAGUUCAGAAGAUUUUCCUUCAAACUUUGAGAGGUGAAUUCGAGGCAAUCCGUAUGGAAGAAUCUGAAUUGAUUGCCGAUUAUUUCACAAGAGUGUUGGGAAUUGUCAACCAAAUGAAAAGAAAUGGAGAAGAUGUUGAAGAUGUUUGUGUUGUCGAGAAGAUUCUUCUAUCCUUAGACAAAAAGUACGACCAUAUUGGCAUUGCGAUUGAAGAGUCCAAAGACCUUGAUGCCACGACGAUCGAUGAGCUCAUGGGUUCAUUGCAAGCCCAUGAAGAAAGAUUCAGAAGAAACAAGAAUGAGCCGGUGGAGGAAGUACUCCAAACUCGGUUGACCAUCUGA